UCCUUAUCGUGCGCACACAAUCGAGUAUGCAGAUGCAGAGCUGGAAUCGCUGCGUUCCUCUCUCACGUGCUCUCACCUUUCCCAGAUGGCUAUCGGUUCGUCACUCUUGCACCCAAUUAUUCGUGGGAGGUCUUUGCUAUGAUACUAAUGAAGCUAUUCUAAAGGAUGCUUUUGGGCGGCACGGUGAAAUAGUUGAAGUCAAGGUGAUAUGUGAUCAUGUGAGUGGCAAGUCAAAGGGGUUUGGAUUUGUGAAGUUCACUACUGAAAGUGCAGCCUGUAAAGCCUUAAAAGACAUGGAUGGUCAGGUGUUGGAAGGGAGAAACAUUCGAGUACAUUGUGCGCACAAGGGGUAGCAGAAACCAUCCACUUUUGAUACGGUCAUGGAUAAUUGGUUCAGUACCUUGAAAUCUUGGUUCUCGUCUUAAAAGUGAUAGCAAUAGCAAUUGGCUGUGAGUUGUUUUGUUGUAACCUUCGGAUGUUCCUUCUCUUGUAAGAAAGGCCCUCUUGGUUUUUCCAUUAACAAUUUUUUUUAUUUGCGUUCAUAAUCUUGCUGGUUCUGCUUCCACUUUAUGCCAUUCAUGGAAAUCAUUAUGCCAUUGCCGGGCACUGUAAUUGGCUAAUGCCUAAACAUGAUUAAUAAAACAUUGGCUAAUUUGGCACCAGA
This is a messenger RNA of Tripterygium wilfordii, 664 nucleotides long. RefSeq names its product glycine-rich RNA-binding protein 2, mitochondrial-like. Lineage: Eukaryota; Viridiplantae; Streptophyta; Magnoliopsida; Celastrales; Celastraceae. Gene Ontology annotation, molecular function: RNA binding. The transcript has 4 exons. The record is from RefSeq and is a predicted model, not a curated record. Bases 27 to 353 code for a protein of 108 amino acids.